This is a messenger RNA of Syngnathus typhle (broad-nosed pipefish), 6104 nucleotides long. RefSeq names its product protein Aster-B-like. Lineage: Eukaryota; Metazoa; Chordata; Actinopteri; Syngnathiformes; Syngnathidae. Gene Ontology annotation, biological process: intracellular sterol transport. The transcript is spliced from 16 exons. Gene Ontology annotation, cellular component: endoplasmic reticulum-plasma membrane contact site; plasma membrane; endoplasmic reticulum membrane. The record is from RefSeq and is a predicted model, not a curated record. The coding region runs from base 504 to 2666 and encodes 720 amino acids. Gene Ontology annotation, molecular function: sterol binding; sterol transfer activity.
UCACUUGGGCAGACUCAACACUCUCUGCAACAGACUUAAAACUUCACGUUUUCUCUAAACAUCCUCAGCACCCCAUUCCCAAUUCUUCCACUUCUUGACGUGCUUCAUUCUGUGGCUCAUAAACAGACUAAUUACAACACUCUCAGAAGCACCACACAAAACUUGCACACUUCCUUUGGAAUAAGAAGAGGAGUGGUGUCGGUGGGGAGGUGGGUGCUUCUGCCAUGAUAAUAAAGGACUUGUUGCUCGGGGUUACUUGAGGGCAACGGCCGUAACUCCUCUCACCGUGUAUGUGUGUGUAAAAGGAAGAGAGAGACACACACACACAAGGCUCAUGUGGUUGAAGUGUGCCUGUGUGUCCACUGCUCAACAUUGACAGCGCGCAGCAACCCAAAACACAGAAGAGGGCGGACACUCACCAGCUACUCUUUACUUUGACUAGUCACUGACGAGCCUUUCAACGACAUUGGAUUUGCGUGGCAGGCAGGAUAUUCGCGAAAUCCAUGAGACACAAAGGCUCCAACAUGGAACUGGAUGAGGAUUGUUUGAUGUCGGAUUGGGAGGCUGUGCUGGAGCUGGAUGAGGCCCUGGCAGGGUGGUUUCUGCAGGGUCCAGCAAGAGGGCAGUGGGGUUGGGAGUGGGGCUGGGCCAGCUCAGACCUUCAGGAACCCGAGUGGAACUCUGAAGAGAUCCCAGCAGUGCUGAGCCCCACAUACAAACAGCGCAAUGAGGACUUCAGGAAACUCUUCAAGCAGCUACCUGACACAGAGAGACUCAUUGUGGACUAUUCCUGUGCGCUGCAACGGGACAUCCUCCUGCAGGGACGACUCUACCUCUCCGAGAACUGGAUCUGUUUCUAUAGCAACAUAUUCCGCUGGGAAACACUGUUGACAGUACGGCUAAAGGACAUCUGCUCAAUGACGAAAGAAAAGACUGCCCGCCUCAUUCCCAACGCCAUCCAGGUCUGCACUGACAAUGAGAAGCACUUUUUCACCUCUUUUGGAGCCAGAGACAGGACGUACAUGAUGAUGUUCAGACUUUGGCAGAAUGCGCUGCUUGACAAGCCGCUGUGCCCCAAAGAGCUGUGGCACUUUGUCCACCAGUGCUACGGCAACGAGCUCGGCCUGACCAGUGAUGAUGAGGACUAUGUCCCCCCUGAUGAUGACUUCAAUACCAUGGGGUUUAGUGAAGAGAUUCCAAAUGAAGAAAAUGAGAUGAACAAUGACAACUUGUCUAAGAGCAGCGCAGAGGCCAAGUCUGAUGGGAGUCCACCUCUUCUUCACAAGAAGGUCAUCCCAAACAGCACCAUCGACCGCACGGGCAACCAUGACACACCCAUCACAUUUGACCUCCCCACAGACGAUUUCACAGAGUGCCAACCAGAUGGCGAGCUUCUAGCUGUGGCUCUGCUGGUGGAAGAGAAGAACAAUGACACCAUCGGAACCGGCGGCCCGGUUCCCUCGCCCUCGCUCGACUUCAACGACAACGAGGACAUCCCCACCGAGCUCAGCGACUCUUCAGAGACUCACGAUGAGGGUGAGGUUCAGGCCUUCCACGAGGAUCUGAACGGGAGGCAGUACAUCAAUGAGAUCUACAAGUUUAGCGUGGACAAGCUGUACGACAUUCUUUUCACAGAGUCACAGUUCAUGAAUGAUUUCAUGGAGCAGCGGCGAUUCUCAGAUGUGAUUUACCACCCAUGGAAGAAGGAGGAGGCUGGGAAUCAGACAAGGGAAAUCCUGUACACCAUCUCACUGACAAACCCUCUAGCCCCCAAGACAGCCACCGUCACUGAAACACAAACUCUGUACAAGGCCAGUCAAGAGAGUGAGUGUUACAUCAUCGACGCUGAGGUCAUCACACAUGACGUCCCCUACCACGACUACUUCUACACCCUCAACCGCUACAUGCUCACCCGGGUUGCUAAGAACAAGUGUCGCUUAAGGGUAUCAACAGAGCUGCGCUAUAGGAAACAGCCAUGGGGGCUGGUGAAAGGCUUCAUCGAGAAAAACUUUUGGAGUGGGUUGGAGGAGAACUUUCGCCAGCUUGAGGUGGAGCUGUCCAAGCUGGAGGAGAUCCUGACCGAGGCCCACCAGCUCUCCCCAAAGGCUAAAGUGGUGAAGAAUGCCACGGUGAGGCGGAAGAAGAGGCCCACCCCCCACAUCCGCAGCCAGCAUUUGGAUGAAGCGCUCAGUCCCGUCACCACGCCGACAGACGAGGAAGUGAUUCAGCGCAUCAAACAAGUGGCAGGCUCCACACAGACCAGACAUCAGAGUCCAGAGCAUCGUCGCCUGCCUGGGGGCUUGGCUCUAUACAGCGUCUCCAAAUUGCUGCUCAUCAUCAGCUUCGUUCUGGUCCUGUUGGUGUUCCUCAAUAUGAUGCUCUUCUACAAGCUAUGGAUGCUGGAGUAUUCUGCACAGUCUUUAACAACCUGGCAAGGUCUGCGGCUGCAUGAAAGUAAACUUCCUCAGACACAAAUGGAGUGGGCCCAGCUCUUGGAGGCACAGCAGCGUUUCCAUGACGCCGAACUGCAGAAAUGGAGGGAGAUAAUCAAGUCAUCCGUGGUAUUACUCGAUCAGAUGAAAGACUCUUUAUUGAACCUCCAGCGGGGUAUUGGGUUGAGGGACUACAGCUCGGAAACUGAAGAUAAGAGGACUCACUACCACUGAUCCGCUGCCACAAAACAAGGCCAUGAGGGCAUGCUGUGCAAUAUUGGACCGCUUUUGGUUUUCUUUUUUAUGAUUCUGUAUGCAGGGAGAUAAAAAGUAAGCAGGUCCAGGAACAUGAAGAGGGGUGAGGAGUGAAGACUGAGAUGGGAAUUGAGAUGUCUCCAGCAGCAGCAGCAGCGACUUUAACCUACUGUAAGCCAUGUGUGUCAUCAAGGGGGUCAGGCAGGAAGAAUGAGUUCACUCUUGCAUGCAUUUAGACAUCUUACAGCAACUCCUGUCAGUAUUCAUGCGGUUCCAAUUCCAGUUUGUGCAUAUCAAAAACAACUGGAAGAGGAGAGACAGGGUUCAUUUGGAGAGUUCAAAGUCGUUUUACUCUCACGACUGUUCCUCAUCGUCCCCCUAGAGGACCUCGCUGCAGCGUCUCUUUUCACAGAGGAUAUCCGACUGCAGUUUGUUUGACCAUCAUCUUACAAAUCUGGUCCGAGUGGUCUUUGUCAGGGCUGGUUCCCUGUCAGACAGCCAAAUUUGAAGACGACACAAUCUGCUUUGACAGUUGUUUCUGCGCAGUGAUAAUGAACCUUGCCCAAUCAAUGAUGGUCGAAUGUAGAAAUAGAAUGUAUGUUUCAAUUAGAAGACUUUUAAAAAGAGGCACUGCAGCGACUAGUAGGGAGACGUCUUCUUACAUGUUUUGUUACUAAACUGUGACUAUAUCUCUUUAGAAGUGUUUCCAAUUAGAAAGAAUUCUAUGAAUAUAUUUGAAAUAUAUUAGUAUUUCAUUAUUUAAUAUAUAUACAUUUCAAAAUAUAUGAGCAUUACCUAUAUUUAUUGUUCAUUUAUGUACAUAAGAAAUGAGAGCUCUACAGCUGCUGAAGAAUUUCUAAAAAAAAAAAAAAAAACGUUUUCCUCUUUAAAAGAAAAAAAAUGCAUGCCAGAUAUGUCUGUGACAUCUCCAGUGUGCAAGUACGAGUCUGCAUUUGUGCGAUUAUAUUCACACGCGUGCGUGUGUGUAGAUGUGUGUAAAGAGUGUGACAUUUUUACCAUUCCACAUGUGGGGUUUUUUUCUGUUUCUGGUUCCUGCAGCCAGACUGCCUUUUUUGGGAUGCAGCCUUGCAUUAGCCCUAACCAAACUAAAGUUUAACUUUUUUCUCACAUUUUAAUCAAAUGUUUGGAAAACUACAUCAAUCCGCUUGCUGUAACACAGUAGCUGAUUUGGCCCAAUCACUUAAGUAGGCCCUAACAGCUAUGUACUUGAGCACCCAAAUAAUACAUAGUCUUUAAAACUACGCAAAAUACAAUAAAGUUUUAGUCGUCACAAUGUACACUAUUUGUGCAGUCACGUGUUGCUAGGUACAAUUCCUACCUAGCAAAAAUGAGUGUUCCUUGAGCCCAAAGAUAAAUUUGCCAUGUGCAAAUGGGUCACAUUCUUUUCAAUGUUUUCACCAUAAAAAAUAAAAAAGGACACGGAAAAUUGGCAGUGAACUAAUCAGACAUAACUCUAAAAACAGUUGCGUAUGAGGUGACUUUAAUGCAUAUAUAAAAAGUGAAAAUGUCCAUGUUAAGAAUACAGUUGAAUAUUGCACAGCUUAUAUCGCAAUAUUUUUUUUAAAAAAAACAUUUCAACAUUUUUAUGAUCUAAUCUGGGGAUUUUACUUUUUCAGUACUACGGCUACAACUUUGCAACUGAAUUGUUACUCUAAAUAUACAUCAGAAUAUUAGGGCCACACAAAAAAAGAAAAUGAUGAUACAAGGAAAAACUAGAAACGGUAGGAAAUAAAAUUGUAAUAGUCUGAGACAAAACUCAAAAUGAUAUCAGUCAAAAAGUUACAAAAAAUGUUAUGCAAAUGGAAUUUGUUGGAGAAACUCGUACUUUUGCAAGAAUAUAAAUGAGUAUUUUACAUAUUACAUAUUUUACAUUACCAGAAUGAAAAAUACUUAACAUGUUCUGUUAAGUAAACUCUUAAUUUUCUAAGAUCAUUUUUUCAAUUACAAUCAAAUUGUAAUGUAGGAGGAAAUAGAAAAAUGAGAAUACACUUGUGAAGGAAAAGUCUAUUUUACACAAAUCAAAUUCUAACUACAUGAAAAAAAACUAAAGUAUAGGAGUAUAAAAUCAUAAAGACUUAAAAUUGUAUCAGCAGAAAGUAAUAAUUUUAUUCUGCUCCAAAAAGUAAAUAUUUAAUGCUAAUUGUUAAUUUUGGUUUUCACUCCUUAUAAAUCAUGGAGAUCAUUUUUUCUUAUUCUUGUAAUAUUAAAAUGUCAUUAUUCUAUUUUUGUAACUGAUUUUCCAUCAUUUCAAUAUUAUUUUUCUUUUUAUGGCUGUAAUAUUCCUCAAUCAUGAUAUAUUUAAAAGUAUUUGUUUUCACUAUACCACCUAGUGGAUCUCAUGGGGCACUGCCACACCUGCCCCUAAUUCAAAUUGUCCACUAGAGGCAAUGCCAUAAACUGCUUUGUCUCAAGAUGUCACACUCUUCUUUAAAGUCUGCUAAUUUGAAUGCCUCCCAACUGUGUUUGUCUGUGUUGGAUGCAACGUGCAGCAUGAGAAUGAAAGGAACCAAAUGAAAGAAUUCUAGAAAUUGUCAUGUUGUAUGUUCAAUGAAGUAUUAUUACAUGUACAGUAGAUUGGCAUCAAGAGCAUGACUAGAAGAGAAAACCUUUUAGCUGAACUUCAGCCAUAACUAAAAGCACUUCCAAAGCUCCUUGUAAUCAAUCAUUCAAUUAAAGGAAAAUAAGAGUAGCACUUUAUUCCAACUUUAAUAGUGUCUCCAGGUAUGACAUCAUCUUCCAAACAGUUAUUUUCAUUUUGGUCUUGAUGCAAAUUACUUGAUCCCCCAAGAAGUAUAUUUCUGUAUUCUUCUUUGCGUGCGUGCGUGCGUGUGUGUGGUCUAUGUGCUUGUGGCGUAUAGGAAUGAAAAGGAAUCAUUAAUGUUUAUGCGUGUGACUUUAACGGAUGAACACCUGCUGUGUGGGGGCUCACUUGAAGGUUUUUUUUUUUUGCUAUGUGUUACACCGCUACAUGUUUUAAUAUAAAUAUUUUAAAGAGAGAGAGAGACCACUUUAUGAGACUGAAGAGUUAUGAAGAGAAUCUAUGCUUAGUUUUUAUGAUGGUACAGAAUGUCAUGAAAAAUGUGAAAUGGGAACUAUUUUUACUUUUCCAGAUGAUUUUUUUUUUUUUUUUUUACUACUGUUUUGUUUAAGAAACACUCAACUGAUUGAGCUGGAUAGCAAGUAUGACUCCAUGUAUUUGAAGGACAGAUAUUUGACUCAAUGAUUCUCAUUCUAUUCAGACACUCUGUUUUUCUAUUUAUUUUACAACAAAUCUCAUUUAGAUGACCCCAGCUAUGCUUUUCUAUUUAUUUUACAACAAAUCUCAUUUAGAUGACCCCAGCUAUGCUAUUGAAUAGUAGAGGCUACUGUAUUGUAUUAAAGAUUGUAUUGUCGGUG